AAGUUAAAAUGGGAUUAUGUCAUGUUAUGAAAUGACCUGAUGGAUCAUGGAGUAUGAUUCAGAAGGGUAUAGACCAACGAAUGAUGAGAUGGAAACUCGGGAUGGAGGGGGUGUCUUUUUUUUCUGGGUUGGGUUCAUGAUGAUGGAGGAAAACAAGAGCGCAUAUUUCAUUUUGGUGCUUAACACAUUUGCUUUGAGAUGAUGGACAUCAUCGACAGCGGGCAUGGAUGAUGUAGUGUAUAUACAGAGAUCAGAACUACGAAUAUGAUCGCUGAAAA
This is a messenger RNA of Neurospora tetrasperma FGSC 2508, 278 nucleotides long. RefSeq lists its product as uncharacterized. The transcript has a single exon. Bases 47 to 202 code for a protein of 51 amino acids. The record is from RefSeq and is a predicted model, not a curated record. Lineage: Eukaryota; Fungi; Ascomycota; Sordariomycetes; Sordariales; Sordariaceae.